Molecule: messenger RNA, 1232 nt
Organism: Botrytis cinerea B05.10
Lineage: Eukaryota; Fungi; Ascomycota; Leotiomycetes; Helotiales; Sclerotiniaceae
Exons: 2
Coding region: 185-1000 (271 amino acids)
Biological process (GO): Golgi to vacuole transport; intracellular protein transport; vesicle fusion
Cellular component (GO): SNARE complex; membrane; endomembrane system
Molecular function (GO): SNAP receptor activity; SNARE binding
Source: RefSeq, a predicted model, not a curated record
GGUACGAAAUACCGUACGUCAGCCAACCUAGGAUAUCACACAUCAAACAUCACUCACCCACCUAUCGUUCCGGAUUAUCACAACUUUCGUGGUCGAAAUAGGCAGCGAGCGAAUCUGUACAUAAAAACCAUAGAAAAUCUACACUCAUUUGAAAGCAUCUCAAACCAUCAAUAACAAACAAAUCAUGUCCUUCGAUCAGUUGUCGUCGCUGGAGUCGCAACCGACGACAAUGCGAAGAGAGGAUGAUCCUCAAUAUGCGGACGAUCCGGAAUUCCAACGAUUAUCGCAAGACCUUAUGACGAAGCUCUUCUCAUUGACGGGGAAUAUCUCAAGACUUUCAAAUGAAAUCAACUUAUUGGGAACGAAGAGGGACACGGAGAGGGUUCGGGAAAGAGUCCACGAUCUCUUGGAAGACUCAAAGGAUGCCUUCAAAGAGAUUGGCGAUGGCGUCAAGCAGAUACAAUCAUGGGAGGAUGUAAAUCCAUCGCAAAAGUAUACACAAACAAAGCUUACGCGCGAGUUCCAAAACAACUUGACCGAAUUCCAAAAUGUACAGCGCCGAGCUCUCGAGAAACAACGAUCCUCUGCUACUGCAGCACGAACGGCAAUGGAAGAAGCGCAAUCACCAGGAGCUGAGGGGGGCAAUCAGUUUGGACAACAACAAUCUCAAGAGCAGCUUCGAUUGGCUUCCCAGGAUGAGGUUGAUUUUCAGGAUUCGUUGAUAGUAGAGCGUGAGGCCGAGAUCCGGAAUAUCGAACAAGGCGUUACUGAAUUGAACGAGUUAUUUCGAGAUGUGGCACAUAUUGUCAAUGAGCAGGGCGAGACUCUUGAUUCGAUUGCCAAUAAUGUCGAAAACGUACAUACGGAUACUAGAGGGGCUGAUCUGGAAUUGAGGAGUGCCGCAAGAUAUCAAAAGAAUGCUCGGUCAAAGGCUUGCUGCUUACUAUUGAUAUUGGCGGUCAUCCUCACUAUCAUCAUACUCGCAGCCACUUUAGGGUAGGCGCAUUUCUUUGGAACGGUUCUAUGUGUUAAUAUCCUUGGGGGAGUUUUGGCGUUUUCCCAUGGCAUCCUGCUUCCAUGUCUUCACACUUUCCUUGUCAUUUGUACGAUUGCCGGUCAGAAUGUUUUUAGAACGAUUUCAAUGAAGCAAGAGAGGGUGAUAGGAUCAGGUAUCAUGUCACCGUCCUCCCAUCACCUUUGAAACUAAUAUACGAGUAUUAAAUUCCUCUGCA